AUGCUUCAAAAGAGAAAUGCGGCGGCUGCGUUUAAAGGGAAGCGCGCCCCAAUCCCGCGAGGCUCCGAGGACGCGGCGCCUUUAAGAGGCCGCCGCCGCCAGGCCCCUCCCCGCGCAGGGGGCGGAGCUCGAGCGUUUCGCGCGAAAGUUGGAGACAUUUUGCGCCGGAUGGAACGUUGGGGGCGCUUUGAAGGCGGCGGAUCAAAGGCGAUGGCGGCGCGCGGGAAGAGCCUCGUGCAGCAGCUGCGGGUGACCGACUUCUUCGCCCGCAGCAAGAAGGGCCCGGCGGGCGCCAAGCGCAGGAAAGUCCGCCAGGACGGCUCGGAGGAGGCCCGGCCCAGCCCCGAGGCCAAGCCCCAGCCCCAGCCCCAAGCUCCGGCCUGGCUGGCCUCUCCCCGCACGCCGGCCGGAGCCCAGUGCCCGCGGGCCACGCCGGGCAGCAGCAGCAGCAGCAGGAAGAGGCGCCGCUCGGGCUCCGCGCUGCAGGCGGAGGGGGCGCGCUCGGGCGGGCAGAAGGGGACCGCCCGGAAGAGGCUGCUGAUGGCCCCGGAGGCGGUGAGCGGAGCGGCCGCCGCAGUCGGGCUUCGGAAUGAACGGCUGCUGCCGGCCCGGGCUGCCCGCUUUCGCACAACAGCCCUGCGAGGCAGGCUGGGCGGAGCCGGCAACUGGCUCGGGGAGGGGGGGGAUCCAGUCUGGCUCGGCGGUCCAAAAAGUGGCAAGACCCUGCUUGGAUCGCUGGCCAGGCCGCGUGGAGACCUCGGGGGAGCUCCGCCGCCGACAAGCCCAGAGGGGGGUGAAGACUCUAAGGCAGCGCUUCCCUUGCAGGUUGCCAGCCCCUCUUCCCCCAGCUCCUCCGGCCUGGAUAAGGAGGCAAAGGAUUUGGUGAACGUGAUCCUCUCCCCGGGUCAGAAGCAGGAGAGCGGGGCCCAUCCUGGCCUGGCCAUGCCAGAGGAGAAGGUUCUGGCCAGAGAGACGCUUGCAGAGCUGAGAUGCCGGCUGGAGAAGCUGACCCGGAAAGGCCAAUUACCUGCCACUACCUCCGAAGCCAAAGGAGACGAUGUGAAGAGCAGGUUGCAACGGGCACGGCUUCUGGAGGCCAAGAUCUGUGCCAAGAAAAUAGCCAAGGAGGAGAAGGACCGCCUCUCCCACCCCCAGUUGCCCACACAGGAUCCGAAGCCCGAAGCAGAGGCCUGUGAGAAGGUACCAGCCUACCAGCGAUUCCACACCCUCGCCCAGGAUGUGCCCCCCGGGCUCACACUGCCCUACAAGUACAGGCUGCUGGCCGAGAUGUUCCGCAGCAUGGAGACCAUUGUUGGGAUGCUUUUCAACCGCUCAGAGAUGGUGACCUUCGCCAAGGUCAAGCAAGGGGUCCAGGACAUGAUGCGCAAGCAAUUUGAAGAGCGGAAUCUGGGCCAGAUCAAGACGGUGUAUCCAGCCGCCUACGUGUUGCGGCAGGAGAAAAACAUCCCCACCUUCAGCAGCGGAGGUCUGAAGCGAAGCGACUACCAGCUUACCAUUGAGCCCGUCUUGGGAGAAGGGGAGAAACUGUCAGCGUCGCGUUUGCUGGAGCGCCAGAAAGUGUUCAACGGGAACCUGGUUAACGUUGUCAAAGAGCAUCACAAGGCCUUCCUGGCGUCCCUCGACCCUCCCAUGGUGAUUCCAGAGGAGAAGCUGGCCCGGUGGCACCCUCGGUUCAAGGUCGACGAAGUGCCCGAGAUUGUCCCAGCUGAGCUUCCGCAGCCCCCCCAGGUGGAUAAGCUCACCACAGCACAGGAGGUGCUGGCAAAGGCCCGUUCCAUGCUGACCCCAAAGAUGGAGAAGGCGUUGGCCAACCUGGCCCUGAAGACAGCCGAAGCCGGCCCCUCCACGCCCGAGUCUCCGAGGCCUUCCCCACCCCCCACCCCCAGCAGCCUGAAGGGGGUGUCGCAGUCCCUGCUGGAGCGGGUCCGAGCCAAGGAAGCGCAAAAGCUGCAGGCCCUGAUGACACGAGACCCCCUGCGAGAGCAGCGGCUCAACAGGCUGGCCCGCCUGCCCGAGAUGGCAAGGACUCUCCGCAACGUGUUUGUGGCUGAGAAGAAGCAGGCGCUCACCAUGGAGGUGGCGUGCCAGCGGAUGACGGAGAGCUGCUGGAGCCUCCUGAUGCCUGGAGAGAUGGAAAAACACCUUCGCCUCUUCUCUGAGCUGCUGCCGGACUGGGUGAGCAUCCUCAGCAUUCGGACCGAAACCUACAUCAAGCUGGACAAAAGUCGAGACCUUAACGUCAUCACGGAGCGCCUGGCUGCCCGGGUCAAGGAAGAGGAGAAGCUGUGACAACACCCCCCCUCCCCACGCUCACAAGGACACCAGGAAUUCACGGAGUUUCAGCCUCCCCCCCCCCCCCAAUAAUUCCUUCCAAGGAAGGCACUAAAUUAACUUGCUUGCUUUUGCAGACCUUGACCACUGGAGGCAGUGUUCUUCCAAAACUAUAAAAAGAGAUGGAUCCCAGUAACUUUUAAGUGCCAAACUUCACUUUCUUGCAAUCUUGGAGCAAGACCAUAGUCUCAUGAUGCAAUGGUUUUUUCCAUUUGCCACGCCUAUGUGGGUGGGCUCCCCUUUCCACCGGGGGACCUAGAAACCAUUUCCUGUUUUUAAAAUGUUUGCUAGUUAAUAAGAGUAAAAAGUUCCCUUUCUUCCAGCUGUCUCUGCUUUUGGAACUAAAACUUUUGCAUGAAGACUUUAGUAUUAAACUUGAACCAAGUGGAAAGA
Heteronotia binoei (common prickly gecko) is the source of this 2745-nucleotide messenger RNA. It is a transcript of the gene CDT1, whose product is annotated as chromatin licensing and DNA replication factor 1. The transcript has 10 exons. Gene Ontology annotation, molecular function: DNA binding; DNA polymerase binding. NCBI's taxonomy places the organism in Eukaryota, Metazoa, Chordata, Lepidosauria, Squamata, Gekkonidae. Bases 1 to 2310 code for a protein of 769 amino acids. Gene Ontology annotation, cellular component: nucleus. The record is from RefSeq and is a predicted model, not a curated record. Gene Ontology annotation, biological process: DNA replication preinitiation complex assembly; regulation of DNA-templated DNA replication initiation; mitotic cell cycle.